This is a messenger RNA of Nyctereutes procyonoides (raccoon dog), 4560 nucleotides long. Its product is annotated as collagen alpha-1(III) chain-like. NCBI's taxonomy places the organism in Eukaryota, Metazoa, Chordata, Mammalia, Carnivora, Canidae. The record is from RefSeq and is a predicted model, not a curated record. The transcript has 9 exons. Bases 1 to 4560 code for a protein of 1519 amino acids.
AUGGGCCCGAUCGGGGCAGCCCUCACCCUGCGCCGGGCAUCCUGCCGCCGUCACCUGCACUGCCAAACGUUGCCCCUAGGUGCAGACGGGGGACAAGGAGCUGCCCGGCCCCAGCCCCCGCGAGGCCAAGGUGAGAGCCCGUCCUGGGCCCUGGGCAGGACGUGGGGGGGGCUGGGGCCAGCUGUCUGCACCCGUCCCCCAGGACAUCCCCGGGCGUCUCCCCAGUCCCCCGUCCCAGCGCUGCACGGGCUGCCGGGAACGCACCCCAGACCCGGAGCCGUGGUCCGCGGGGGGCCCUGCGCCUUCCUGGCUCCUCCGGGUCCCGCGGGGGACUGGACGUGGCCCGAGCGCCCAUCUCCCGCGGCUGGAGCUUCACCUGCGGCCCCCGCUUGUCCUCUUCCAGAAACUCCGCCAGGAGACCCGGCGCGCGGACAAAUGGAUAAAAAUGCUCAAGCGAUGGGACCACUACCUCCCCAGCGAGAAGGUGGGGCGCUGGGUGCCCCGAGGGCUCUCCGUCCUGACGGGGCUGGGGGCCGCCCUCAGUGUCCUCCUGCCCCGUCCUCGGGGGAGCCCCCUGCCUGGGGAGAGUCUGCUGGGAGCCCGAGCCUCCCCAGGCCCCGGGACGGCGGCGGGGGAGCGUCAGGUCGGGCCACGGUCCCUGCUCCUCGUGGGGGACGGGACCCAGCUCCAGGGAGACCCAGCCUCUCUGCAGACACCCUGGAGCCGAAGCCGGAACCUUCUAGAUGCCUCGUGGCCCCUGGGCUCCAAGGGGCCGCCCUGGGCCCCUCUCACCAGCACUGCCUUCCUCCCCGCAGCUGCGCGCGCCAGGUCUACAAAGGGGUCCCGCCCCAGGUGCGGGGACAGGUGUGGCUGCGAUUGCUGAACGUCGACCAGGUUAAGGCCAGGAAUGCCGGGAAAUACCAGGAAAUGAAGGAGGCGGCCCUGGUCUCCUCCCGGGACAUCAUGCAGAUCGACCUGGACGUCAACCGCACGUUCCGCAGUCACACCAUGUUCUGGGACCGCUACGGGGUCGGACGUCUCCGUGUGCACCUUAGAGAAGGGGGUGCCCUGUGUCCGCAGCCCCCCACCCCAUCCCCUCAACCACCGCCCCCACGCCAUCCCCCUACAUCACCCCCACACCAUCCCCCACACCCCCAGACCCCCCACCCCUACACUAUCGGUCCUGCCCCCCCCCCACACAAGGACGCGGUGCAGCUGCCCCCUGUGGGACAUGCUCAGCCUCCCCGGCCACCUUGGGGUUCUCUGGACGGCCUGCUCCCGUCAGAAGCCCGGGUGUCCCGGAACCUGCUGCCCCCGGGGCCCCCGCGGCCCUCAGAGCGCGGCCAGGUCAGGCUGACCUGUGACCCCCGGCCCAGGGGGAGCCGGCCUCCAGCAGCCCAGGCCCGGGGGCUGCAGAGCCGGGGUGCAGACUCAGGCCGCAGUGCGGGGGGCAUCGGGUGGCUCCUGGCAGCGCUGAGGGGGCCGCACCCCAUACCUCCCAGGGGCUCAGAUAGUGACCCCAUGGGUUCGCAACCUGUAUCCGGGUCACACCUGCACGACAUUCCCUGCUCUCCUCACGGCGGCUCAGACCUGGAGCCCCGAGAUGCUCUGGGAUGGGCAGGCCCAGGGUGCUCCCCACAGAGUCCAGUCCAGGGACACUUGGGAAGGCCUGGGGGUGCGCUCAGGGCCACGGAUGCCCCGGCUGCGUGGGCUCAGGGCAGGGGCCACGUGGGGCUGGUGGUGUUCCCAGGACACGGGCCAGGCCAGGGCAGGGGAGGAGAGGUGUCAGGGCCUGCGGGGACUGAGGCAGGGGGAGCGCUGGCUCCCAGGGGGCGUGCAGGGGGUGCCGCUCCAAGGUUGGAGGGGGCGCUGGCGGCGCUGGGGGAGCCCAGAGCUGCACACCCCAUGGCGGGAGCCGCUUGGAGGCGUUGGACACCCCAGAGUGCACUUAACCCCCGGCACAUUGCACGUGUGAGGUCGCUGCCUGUCCCCGUGCGCAGACCUGACCCAGAGAUCCUCCACCACGGAGGGGCCCUUCGGGCCGCGGGGCCUGCAGGGCGGGUGCAGCGAGCCCUGUUCCACGUGCUGGCGGCCUACUCGGUGUACGACACCGUGAGUGUCCCUGCCCCCACCUCCUGCCCAGCGGGCGGCCUUGUCCUGAGUGCUGGUGACCAGCGGGACUCACAGUUAGGGCCCCAGCUCCGCGGCCCUGAGAUGCCGGGGAGGAAGGGUCCCCGAGGACCCCAGCUCACACGCUCCCCGGCCCCGCUGGGUGUCCUGGCCCAGCUCCCAUCGUGGGACCUGCCAGGGCCACAGUCAGGCCCCCCACCUGCCCUCCGGGGUGUCUCCAGACCUGGCGGGUCCCCUGCAGCCUGGCACAGCUCACGGAGGCCCCCCUGCUGGUCUGAGGAUGGGGCCCUGGCACAGUGGCUGCAGGGCUCGGUAGCAGGGCCCGGGGUGCUGGCGCCCGAGCUGGUCCGGGUGGCCCUCACCUGCCCCCCCGCCCUCUGGGAGCUCCCUCCGGGAGCCCGGGCUGUGAGGGAGCCGGGGGAGCCUGACGCCUGCAGGGAGGGCUCAGAGGGGGCCUCGCGGCGCACGCCCUCCGUGGGGCUCUGGCUCUUGCAGGAGGUGGGCUACUGCCAGGGCAUGAGCGAGAUCGCGGCCAUCCUCCUCAUGUUCCUGCCCGAGGAGGACGCCUUCUGGGUGCUGGCCCAGCUGAUGACCAACAACAGGCACGCCAUGCACGGUAGGGGCCCCCGGGCCGCCGGGCGGGAGGGGAGCUCAGGAGGACCUCCCUGCAGGCUGCUGCACCGGGGGGCAGGCGGGGACCCCCAGCCCGCCUCCCCACGGGCAAGGGACCCGCCUCCCCGGUGGCCUCGGGGUCCCGGAGCCACGGCCACCCACCCAACCGUCUGCAGGCUGGGCUUGCACUCCCGCUGCUCCCCCAGCUUCCCGCCCGGCUGCCUGCUUGCCCCCCCAGGCCCCCCUGCCUGCCCACGGCCACACGGGGCCCAGGGGGCAGCGUCUCCCCCUCCCGGGGGCCUCCAGUCUCACUCCCAAGCCCCACAGAGGGCCGUGCACACCCAUCACCCUCCCCGUGGCCUGCACCCGCUGCCCCUCGGGGUUGGGGACCCGCCUGUCCCCGCAUCAGCCCCUGCAGGAGAGAGGGUUCUGGGUCAGCCGGGCCUGGUCCUCAGCCCCCAGCCCACGCCCCGCGGGGUCUCUGUGAGGACGAGGGUCCCCGGGCCCCGCGCCCCUGUUCUGGGAGGCAGCCCUGCCCUCUGGGAAGAGCGGGUCCAGUCAGGGCUCCGAGGGCAGUGGGCACACGGGGGUCAGGGCGUGGGGGGAGGCCCCUGCCCCGACACCCCCACCCCACCUGGUGCAGGAGGAGGCCCUGACCGUGGGGGCCUGGGGCCUUCUCAGGCUUCUUCGUCUCCCAGGCUUCCCGAAGCUCCUCAGGUUCCAGGCUCAUCACGAGCGCGUCCUCCAAAGAGCUCUCCCCGACCUGAGGAAGCACAUGGCGAGUGGGAGCUCCUGAGGCUCCGUCCCCGGGGCCUGGGGCAGGGGACCCCCUUUUCGCUCACCCUGAAGUUGUGGGAUGCCUACGUACUCAAUGGGGAGAGGGUGCUCACGGCCAUGGCCUACACCAUCCUCAAGGUGUACAGGACGGGACCUGAGGAGUUCCCCACGAGGCCCCUGGGCCUGGAGCAAGUGUCCCCGGAGCCCGGGCCUCUCCUCCCUUCUCCGGCCUCUGAGACACCACCCAGGGUGGAGGAGCAGGCCUCCCCGGGCCCAGCCACCCAGCCUGAGCCACCCGGACCCCCUCCCGGCCAGGCCAUUGUCCAACAUCCCCCCCAGCGAUGGAACUCCCUCCCCAUCCUCCCAGUGCAACAAGACGGUGCAGGCAUGGGGGCUCCGGACAUGGUGAGCUUCAAGACAAAAAACGGGGUCCCCUUCCAUUCAGCACCUGCCUGGGCCACCCCAGAGGCCCUGCGACGGACCAUGCCCUGGAGCUCCCCCUCCGGGACUUCGAUCACAGGGUCCCCUCAGCCCCCGAGGGACGACACUGUCGGGCCCAGGACUCCCUUCCUGCCCCGUGGCCACUGCAGCUCGUGCCCCUCACUGGGCAGUGACGGGCACAGCCAGGGCGGCACUGAGCCCCUGCCCCGAGGCCCCGCACAGGCCCAGGACCCUCUGCCCUCCGCGUCCACGGGACAGCUCGAUGCUUGUGGGCCUCUGGGGCAGAGCGUGGCGGUGUGGGCGGGGGUCCGGAGGCUCUGGCCCGCCGUCACCGUGCCCUGCCUCGUCUUGCUGUCCCUCCCGGAGGGUGGCACCCCCCGCACAGGACACCAGACCCUGAUCCUGAGGGACCUGGGCUGGCCUGGCCCCGGGCUCUGUGGGGGCAGGAGCGAUUCGAGCCCCCUAGGCCCAGCACUAAUGGGAUCCAGUGCCCCGGGGCCCUGGCCAGGCCUGCAUUCUGGCCCCGGGCUGAGCGAGCCCUCUCACAGCUGGAUAUGGCCUCCUGGGCCCUGGGCGUGCCCCACAGAUUCAGGCCGCUGA